AUGGCUGCCACUCAUUUAAAAUCUAAGUACAAGAAUGUUAUGUUUAUAGCAAAUGCAUUCGAUGGUAAUCGAAAUAUAUAUCCUCUUACUUUUGGGAUCGGGGAUUUGGAGACGGAUGCAUUAUGGCAUUACUUUUUCACUAAACUUCAUGAAGCCAUUGGUGUGUGUCCCAAUCUUGUUAUCAUUUCUGAUCGCAAUGUUAGCAUAGAGAAUGUGUGGAAUAAAGUUUUUCCAACAGCGCAACAUGGCAUAUACUUUUAUCAUAUAAAGGGGAACAUGAAACACACUUGCAAGUUGAAAAAGCGUGAUCAAAUGCUGAUGCACUUUGAGCAGGCUGCGAAAUCUUAUUCAAUGGCUGAAUUUGAUUGUCAUUUUUGCAAGAUCAAGAGAAAGGAACAUGUUGCUCAAUAUAUUGAACAUGCAGGGUUACACAAGUGGUCUAGAGCUCACAUGGAUAGACGCCGCUACAAUGUAAUGACAACAAAUAUUGUGAAGUCAAUAAACUCAGUCCUUAGGUUUGUAAGGAUGCUGCUAGUGGUUCAUUUGAUAGGGGAAAUUAUUAAUCUCCUUAUGAAAUGGUUCACCGAACGUCGUGAGUUGGCUUUGAAAUGCCCAACAACAACAACAUUGUUCCCCAAUUUUCGCGAGAAUAAGUUGAGGAAUAGGUCAGAUGAUGCUUCAAGAAUGAAUGCCGUUAAACUAAAUAACGUACAAUAUAAUGUUGUGGAUGGUGAUAUGGAUGACCUCGUACAUUUGAUGAACAACAGUUGUAGUUGUAGUAAGUUGCAGCUUGAGCAACUACCAAGCAAGCAUGUAGUUAUAGUUUGCCGCUUCUUGAAACUAAAUGUAUACUCCAAGGCUUCUCAGUAUUACACUCGAAAUACCUGGUUGGAUGUUUAUUCGCAUAGCAUCUACUCGGUACAGCCUCAAGGAAUGUGGGUUAUUCCUGAAGAUGUCCGAAUUCGAGUUGUGCUACCUCCCAUGGCAAAGGUCAUGCCAGGUAGACGGAAGAAGUUAAGAAUUCCCUCGCAAGGAGAAGGCACCAUUACAAGAAAGUGCUCAUGGUGCGGUUCCACGGGCCACAAGAAAAUCACCUGUAAAAACAAUAUUCCACUGCGUAAUGUAUCUUAG
Molecule: messenger RNA, 1131 nt
Organism: Prunus avium (sweet cherry)
Lineage: Eukaryota; Viridiplantae; Streptophyta; Magnoliopsida; Rosales; Rosaceae
Source: RefSeq, a predicted model, not a curated record